AUGGCUUCCCGGCUUUUCGCUGCAGUGGCUCGCCGCGGUCGAUCGUGCGGCGCGCUGCUGAGUCAGCAGCAGCCUGCGCGGCUCGUUCAGGAGCGCGCGAUGGUGCUCGGCGCGGACCACACGAGCAAGUGGAUGCAGAGGGUGGAGCAGGAGUCCCCCAUGGAGCUCAUCAACGCCGUGCCGCCCAUCCUCGUGCACUCACGCGUCGUUGCCUGCCGGGGCGGCCCCAACCCCGCCCUGGGCCAUCCAGUGGAGUAUAUCAACGUGGACGCCCCUCAGCCCGCUGUCUGCAAGUACUGCGGCCUGCGCUUCCUGCAGGACCACAGCCACUGA
Messenger RNA from Closterium sp. Naga37s-1, 333 nucleotides. Lineage: Eukaryota; Viridiplantae; Streptophyta; Zygnematophyceae; Desmidiales; Closteriaceae. The record is from the annotation of a GenBank genome assembly.